GCGUUCAACACAAAUCGGAAUUAGGAAACUCCAACAUUGCAGACUUGCUGUUUCUUUGAAAGUGGGAUGUGUGAAACUACAACCAAACAGCAUAAUCGAAAUAUCCGAUUUUCCUAGUUCCGACUAUUACAUGAACGCGGUUUAAUACCUUCGUGAAUAAUGCUUGUGUCACUUCCGUAUUGCAUUUCGCAAAAUUCGAGCGCGGUAUGAUUUCAUUUCAUGUGGAAACGAAAAGUUAACCCGUGUAUAUUUCUUAGAGUUCGACUGUAGCCAAAACAAACAUACCUGCUGUUAUUUCAACAUGAGUGACGACCCUGACUCUCCUCCCGAAAGGGAAAUGAAGGAUUUUCAGUUCCGGCAAAUGAAGAAAACCCGGGUAUUUGAUUCACCUGAUGACCUUCCAAAGGAUAGAUCAAGUCUACUUGCCAUCUCAAACAAAUUCGGACUGACAUUUGUUGGACUAGACAAAAAGAUCAAGGUAUACCACACGCGGGACAUCCUAGCUGCAGACAAAGUUGAUGGGAACUCCAAUGAAAUAAUUGAGGGGAUAGCAGCCUUGACUGAUGUACCUGUGGAGUUGCCUGUGCACAACCUGGGCCUCAGUAGUGAUGAGCUCACCCUGUCAGUCAGCGGCAUGUCAGAAGAGUCUGGCCUGUCAUUGGACUUCUACGACGUUCGCACCUUCAUCAACAAGGCCCGACUGCAGAAGUUGCCGUUUGUGACUCUGCGACCUGGAGUCGGCCUGGGCAUAAUUGUGCAGGACCUCAAAUGGAACCCGGUGCAGGCGUCCAUGCUGGCCACCUGUCUGUCUGACGGCAGCAUGAUGGUGCUUGAGGUCACAGACAGCGUCACAGUGCAGGCCCAGCUCCCCGCCACCGAAGGAAUCACCUGUGUAUGCUGGAGUCCCAAAGGAAAGCAAGUGGCAGCAGGAAAAAUGAAUGCAACAGUCAGUCAGUACACUCCAGGGCUUCAGGAGAAGAAAGUAAUCCCUUGCCCAAGCUUCUACAGUUCUGACAACCCUGUCAAAGUACUUGAUGUGCAGUGGCUGAGUACGUUUGUGUUUGCCGUGGUGUAUGCAGCAGCCGAUGGCUGUCCAGAAACACCCCCUGAACUGGUGGUGAUCUCCCUCCCUACAAAGACCGAGAAGAGGGAGGAGAGGUACCUGAACUUCAACGACCCCGUCUACGGCACCUGCACAGAGAGACAGCUGCACUACUUCCUCAGCCACAUAGAGGACUGGGAUGUUGUUCUUGCCGCAUCGGCAGCCUCCAUUGAAGUCAGUGUCAUUGCCAAGCAAGAAGAUAAGUCCAACUGGGAGCUAUGGCUGCUGGAGGACGCCAGUAGGGGAGAGCUGCCUGUUUCACAGAAUAACGACGACACGCUGCCUUUGGGCCUGGCCAUUGUCUACACCAGCCAGCAGGAGAUCCACAUCACCGAUGAGAAGACUCUUCCCCCGGUGCCCACUCUGCUGCUGCUGUCUACAGACGGAGUGUUGUGCCCCUUUUCACUGCUCAACCUUAACCCUGGGGCCAAGCAGCUGGUUGCUGCCCCCACCAACCUGGCUCUGGAUGGAGAGAGACUGCCCCCUGCGGGUUCUGCAGCUCCCCCGCCCCCUUACCCAACCACACUCUCAUCAACCCUUGGGUCGUUCCCUCCUCUCCGCCCCCCCUCGUCCCCCACGCAGACUCCCCCUGCCUCCCUGUUCACCACCACAGCCCCUGCCCCAGCUCCAGUCUCCUCAUCCGGCUUCUCAUUCUCCAUGCCCCCUUCCUCUUCCACUGCUCCUCCCGCCUUGUCCCUCGGGGGCUACACGGCCUUCAGCGCGGCCCCAGCCUCGGGCACCUCCGCUGGUUUCUCCUUUGCCUCCAAGCCCCUGACUGAUACCCCCGCCGCAGCCUCCUCCUUCUCCUUCAGUGCCCCCAAGCCUCCAGUGGUGGAGACUACUCCAGACCCCUCCCCCACUUUGACGCCCACCCCCCCAGCGCCUGGCCACCGCCUCCCCCUAUCACGGUGCUCCGAGGUACCCCCGAGCCAGCCACUCCCGGUGAAGAUGAACCUCAAUGACAGGUUCCUGGCAGUGGAGACCCCUGCUCCAGCUGCAGUUCCAGCCUCUCUGCCCUUCUCCUUCACCCCCAAACCUGCCUUCUUUGAACCCACUAGCCAGCCCGCCCUGCUGCCCAUUGCCACCAGGCCUGCAGCCAUGCCAGUUCGCCCAGUCCAAACCAGUACACCCCCCAUGGUUGCACAGAAACCUGCCCCAGCCACCCAGACAAGUGCACCCACUCCACAGGCAGCGCUGAGUGUGAAGGCCCUGGAGAGACAGCUGCAGCAGAGGAAGGACUCGGACCCAGUCAUGGCUGGAAUACUGGAGGAGAUCGGCCAUUUCCAGAAGGAGCUGGCUGACCUGAAGUCGCGCAGCCACAAGGCAGACUUUAGAGUGGGCACCAUAGAGGAGAUGAAGGAGCUGAGGAAAGAGUCUAAGGACCUCCACAUCUUCACCCUGGAGAUAAAAGAAACCACUGAGUCUCUCCAUGGGGACAUCAGCACUCUGAAAACCACCAUGCUGGAGGGCUUUGCCGGUGCAGAGGACGCCAAGGCCAUGAGUGAGCUCAACAGAGACAGGGGCUACCUGCAGCUGCUGUACAAGAAACCACUGGACCCACGCAGUGAAGACCAACUCAAGGAGAUCCGCAGGCUGUACCACUAUGUGAAGUUUGCUGUGGAGGAUGUGAACGACGUGUUGGACCUGGAGUGGGAGAAACAUCUGGAGAAGAAGAAGAAGAAACAGAAACACAUGAUUGUCCCAGAAAGGGAGGCUCUGUUCACAGCCCUGGCCAACAACCUGGACAUCAUCAACCAGCAGAAGCAGAGACUGGACACACUGGUCAAAGACCUCCAUGCCCUGCGGCUCUACAACAAGACUGCAGCCUGGAGUACUCCUGGCCCCACCCAGCCCGCUGCAGCCACCUCCACAGAACAGGGUUUGGACAACGAGCUGGAGAGUUUGAGAGAUGCACUCCUGAAAGCCAGUCUAGAGACCAUUCCUAAGACCUCAAAGUCUUCAGCCAAGAUGUCUCCAGUGAAGCAGUCUCAAUUGCGUAACUUCCUCUCCAAGAGGCAGACACCACCAGUCCGCUCCACCGCUCCAGCCAACCUGUUCCGCUCGGCCUUCCUCUCUCCCAAUUACUACGAGAAUCUGGACGAUGUGAGCUCCACCUCCUCCCUGUCUCAGACCCUGGACCCUGACUACUCCCAUUGUUUUGAGGAGGAACCGGAGCCCGAGCCUGCCCCCCUCCCCGUGCUGCCCACCUCUAUGCCCCGCCACCCCACGGUGGUACGCACCCCUUCCAUAGCCCCAGGGUUUGGUGCCAUCCAGUCGACUCCUUUCAGCAAGGUGCACCAGGGCAUGGGCCUGGGACUCAGCCCCAUCCUAAGCACAGUUCCAACCAAUAAGAUCAACAUGAGAGGUGCGGACAGCACGGCACUAGCCACUAAAACGGUGAAGCACGGAGCCCCUCCCACUGAGAAGGCCUCACCCGUCCCCCUCCCUGCCCAACAGGCUGCUGCUAAAGCCGCUUUCCUCAGGCAAAUGGCUAAUCAGAAAACAGUGGUCAGUUCCUCUCUGGCAGAGUCUACCCUGAAGACUGUUCCCCAGGUGGUCAACGUCCAGGAGCUCAAGGACAAAGGACCGCCACUGCCUGUAUCCACUGUGAUCAACUCGUCAGUCCCAGCCCCGGUCGGUCAGGUUGUUCAGCAGGUUUUGGCGACGGUAGCCAACACCAACCAGGCCAAACGAAAUUCUACUCAAGGCAUACUGAAGGUGUCUGCUGAGAGUAUCCGCUCAGCUUCCCCCCAGGGUUUUGUGUUUGGCGGACCCCCUAGACCUGACGCCCUAGUUGCCCUGGCCUCCUCCAGCUCAGCCCCGUCACUAGGGGAGCAGAGCAGCAAAGCCUUCUCCUCCUUUACCACAGCGUCUGCCGGGGGCUUCAGUGUCUCCUCUGUGUCCCAAGGAGCUCCACCAGUGAAGGACGCAAGUAAAUUCUUCUUUGGCAGCGCUGGCGCCACCGGCAAGAUGAUGUUCAGCUCCUCUGCCGGGGAGGAACCCUUCUCCUUCAUCCCAAAAUCCACCUCCCCCGCCCUGGGGAGCACCAGCUCCCCUCCUCCCAGCAUGUCAGGGGAGCCUGUAAGGCCCACCCCCACCUUCAGCCAGGCACCCAAGGUGGUCGGAGGAGAGACCCUGGGGAGUUUCUCGGAUCUACGCGUGGGCCAGGGGGACGAAGAGAAGCCCUCAGCGGCCGCGUUUAGCUUUGGCCAGCCGGACAAUGGAAUGGGGCUAGGUUUAGGCACGGGGACGGCCCAGUUUAGUUUCGGGUCGACCCUCCAGCAAGGGAAGCCAGCUGAGGCUGCGUUUGGUGAGGCGGAUUCUACCGUGACAGACUUAUCCAAGACUGCAUUCAAGCCUCCCGAACCGGCAGCCCUGUCGAUCACCAAGCCUGCGUUCUCCACGUCAGCAGCCACCUCCUUCAGCAGCCUCCUAGCUACACCUCUCUCUUCCCCGUCCCCCACCUUGGAGAAAGAGCCCCCCAAAGCCCCCACCCCCCCAUCAGACCCCACUCCACCCCCAGAGCCUGUUCCCUCACAGCCCAGCCCCGCUGUUGCUGAGCCUGAGGUUACUACCUCCCCAGUGUCCUCAGUCAUCCCCUCCCCUACCAUCCCUGAAAAAGCCCCAACUCCCCCUGCCUCGGCCCCCUCCCCAGCUCCCCCCAUUGCCUCCACCACUCCUGUCCCCCCUGCCUCUACCAGCCCACCAGCCCAGGCACCCCAGCACUACCCCAGACCCUGCCCCGAGGCCCCACCACCCACUAUCACCCCUACCCCGGAGGCCCCACCACCAGCCUACCCGGCCCCCAGCUCUGACAAACCUGGCUCCAUCUUCACCCAGCCACCGGCCAUCACCACAGAUAGCACCACUAUAGCUGUCACCAGUCUUACGACGGUCAUAAACACCGCAGCCCCCGCCGCCACCACCACCACCACCCCUACUGACUCCAACACCGCAGCCCUGGCCACAGGCUCAGUUUUCGGACAGCCUGCUCCAGCGGCUGCCGGCGGCUUUAGUUCCACCGGCUUUGGUGCUCCACCUGCAGGUGCAGGGGCUGGCUUUGGAAAACCUGUAUUCGGGCAGACAGUUGGCGGGUUCGGACAGCCUGUUGCUAACGCAGCCGGUGGCUUCGGUUUUGGCCAGUCUGCGUUCGGGGCCAGCCCUGGAUUUGGACAGCCUGCAGCAGCCACCACUGCUGCAGCUGCUAGUACCGCUGCUAGUGGAGGUGGUCUGUUUGGAGCCCCCAGUGCCAGCAAUGCCAGCAGUUUUUCUUUUGGCACCCCCAGUGCCAGUACGGCCGGCAGUACGGGCACGGGCCUGUUUGGGCAGCCGAGCGCAACCCCGGCCUUCGGGCAGCAGAGUGCUGGGUUUGGACAAGGCUCUGUGUUUGGAAGCAACACCACCACCACAUCCUCUACUGGCUUCAGCUUUGGACAGCCUGCAGCUUUCGGAAGUUCCUCCGCUACCUCAGUGUUCGGUCAACAGCCCAGUACUGGGAGUGUCUUUGGACAGCAGCAGCCAUCCAGCGGUGGGGGUCUGUUUGGAUCUGGCUCUGCCCCGGCUGCAGGCUCCCAGCAGGCAGGGGGAGGCUUCUUCAGUGGCCUGGGGGGCAAACCCAGUGAGGACGCCGCCAACAAGAACCCUUUUGGCACUGCCGCUGCCACCGGGGGCUUCGGACAGCCCAACCAGACAGGAGGAACUACCCUGUUUGGGAACAGCGGAGCCAAAACCUUUGGCUUUGGCUCCCCAGCGUCAACAUUCGGAGGGGGGGAGCAGACAGCUAGUGGAACCUUCAGCACGGGAGGGGGGAGCGUGGCCGCUCAGGGGUUCGGCUCCUUCUCCACCCCCACCAAACAAACAGGUGGUUUUGGGAGCGCCCCUGUGUUCGGUAGCCCCCCCGCUUUCGGGGGCUCCCCAGCGUUUGGGGGGUCAGCAGCGUUUGGCUCGGCCCCAUCCUUCAGCAGUCCCAUGGGCUCCUCAGCCAGCAAGGUGUUUGGAGAGGGCACGGCAGCCGCCAACGUGGGAGGAUUCGGCUUUGCUUCCACUCAACAAAGCACACCGUCGUUUGGUGCUCUGGCCAACCAGAGUGCCCCAUCAUUUGGUAAUCUGGCCCAGCAGCAGCAGGGGUCAGGGUUCGGAGCUCCUCAGCCCAGCGGCUUCUCUGGGUUCGGACAGCAGGGAGGAGGAGGCUUCGGGUCUGCUGGCGGUUUUGGAUCAAAUCAAUCAUCUUCUCAAACGUUUGGAGCCGGUCCGGGUUGGAGAAGCUAGUUUUUGUUGACCCCCCCCCCCCCCUCCGCCCCGGGCAAGUGCACCCCUGGUGUGUGUGACCAGCAACACUGCUCUCUGCAAUCAAGCUCUUUGAGUAGACGACACCUAAAGGGAGAAGGGGGAGGAAGGGUGCGCAUGUUGGGGGUGGAAGGAAGGGGGGUUGAGGUGAGACAGUCCAAACUAGUUGUAAAGUAUGUAGACUGACCUUAUAGACCAUCGUAAUAGUCUUACGUCAAGUACAUCAGUGGUGACUACCAUGUGGAAUGUGUAUUUGGAUGAAUGAAUUUACAUUUGUGUGUAUUUUUCAAAUCAGAACAGUAAUUAUUUAUCACAUAAAUUGAUCAUCCACUGUGCAAAAACGUCAAGGGCACCUAAUGUAGGUUUUUGUCAUAAUCCCAUUAAUACAUUUAUUAUAAACUUCAUUGGAAUAUUUAGUUACUUAUUAAUAAUCCAUUCACUUUACUUCACCUGUGCAACACCUGUAUUCAUAUGAAAUAGAAUACUGUGCCGAUGUCUUCAUUGCCAUCCACCAUUGGCUGUAACGCUAUAAUAGAUUUGUUCAUCCAUAUGAACAUUGUUUUCCUCUAUAAAAUAAUUCUGCAGUUCAUAAUUUGGCCUCGUUCUCACAUUUUGAAUCUGGGAAAGUUCUAAACUUUCAAUUGAAGUUUUAAGAUAUCUUAUAUUCCAAGCAUUAGUAGUUCUGAUAAGAAUCAAGUUCUUAAUGUUUCUCAAAACUUGUCUUGUCUCACUAAAUGGAGUAGAAAAUACCAUCCUCCGCAACAAUAAUUCAUCAUUUACUGACUCCAGGCAAGACUUAGGCAGGUCGUUGAUAGAAGUAUCAACUGUUGAUUGCGUACAAUGAACUGCAAUAUGAGAAAAUAUUUUGCUUUUUAUAAUGCCUACUGCUGGUACCCCCUAUUCUUAUAAAUAUGUAUAUUUUAUACAUGGAAAAUGGGAAAUAAACUUGGCAAUUCUCAAAUCUG
Molecule: messenger RNA, 7353 nt
Organism: Salmo salar (Atlantic salmon)
Lineage: Eukaryota; Metazoa; Chordata; Actinopteri; Salmoniformes; Salmonidae
Product: nuclear pore complex protein Nup214
Biological process (GO): RNA export from nucleus; protein import into nucleus
Cellular component (GO): nuclear pore
Molecular function (GO): structural constituent of nuclear pore; protein binding
Source: RefSeq, a predicted model, not a curated record